Molecule: messenger RNA, 1817 nt
Organism: Podospora bellae-mahoneyi
Lineage: Eukaryota; Fungi; Ascomycota; Sordariomycetes; Sordariales; Podosporaceae
Exons: 3
Coding region: 630-1517 (295 amino acids)
Source: RefSeq, a predicted model, not a curated record
CGGAAGUGUGUCCAAGACUGACAAAAGAAGGGUUAGGGUAAUCCGCCAAGCAAAAAGCCCAGAACGAUCAAGCAUUGCCAAGAGAUCCGAAAGCACUCCACGAACCACCACCACUAUCAGUCAAUGAUACCCAACUGCUGUCUGGCGCAUCUGUCAAAAAACAGAUCAUAGUCCCUACACUUUGCGAACAAAGUGCACCGAGAGAUGAAGUCUGAACCAGAAAUAGAAAAAAGGGAACAAAUAUCGCGCGGCAGGAGAUGGGCAACACUUUUCACCGGGGAGAUUCCCCACCUCGUUUAAUCUGGAAUCACGGAACGUCCUUUCCAGGAAAACUGGUCUGGGGGGAGGACGACGUUCCGUGAUCACCAGGGGCCGGCUCCCUACUGUAGGAACAGGCGGUUGGCGAUGCCGGCUCGCUAAUCUUCAAUUUAUCAUUCAGCCGCAAGAGGGGAGACAGAAUGAGAAUGGUCUCAUUCCGGGGCAUGGAUGUGAUCUGGGUUGAUCGUCCCGGAGGUGAAUGAUAUGGAUAUAUAAACACCAUUCUCACCUCCAUCCAUCCUACAUCUCCGGAUUUCAGGAGAAGUCACUUGAUUACCCCCAUCCUUAACUCCUUGUAUAAGCCACCCAAAAUGCACCCCUCCCUCCUCCUCGGCCUCCUGGCCGGCACCGCCCUCGCCGGCACCAUCCGCCGCCCCGGCCGUCCCCGUCCCCAAGCCCCCACGGCCGAAACCCUCUGCCCCAUCGUCUUCGACGGCCGGCCCGACUCCUCCCUCGAACCCCUCGACUUUGACGACUGGAACACCUCCCCCUUCAACCCCGACUACGUCAAAGGCGCCGGCCUCCCCUGGUCCUCCAUCCUCCAGUUCCCCGACAUCUCCCCCCCGGCCCGGUUCGACGACCCGACCUACCAGAAGCCCUUCGAGGUCACCAUCAACGACUCGUCCAUCUUCAACAACCAGCGGGGCUUCCGCCGCGCCGGCCUGCAGUUCCAGGGGGACACCAACCGAGACUCCCCCGGCUCGUCGGGCAUCAAGACGAUCCACUUCUCCCUCAAGUGGGACGCCCAGCGGCCCCUGAACCUGAGCCACGAGUACCUCAACGUGUGGCACGAGACGGCCGACUACAGCGCGAACCAGUUCAACUUUCAGGCCGGCGCCAUACUCGGGCAGAACAGCCUGGCGAGGGACACGUGGAAGGUGCUCAACAGGCAGAACAGGCAGGUCUGGAGCACGCCGAUCCUGAGGAAUGAGUGGCAGAACUUUGCCAUCUCGUUGGACUUUGUCAGAAACACCCUCCGUGUAUACUACAGCAGAGGCUCCGAACCCCUCCGCAGCGUGACCAACGCCCUGACCAACAACAACGCCGGCGAGGGCCAGUACCAAGUCGGCAUCCUCCGCAAGCCCACCGGCACCAGCGACGUCGUCAACUCUGGCUACCACCAGCGCAACCUCAACGAAGGUCUCAUCUACGGCAGCGUCUUUGUCGAGGACGGCGAAGGCGGCUGCGUCUCUCUUUAAUCCCCACCUCAAAAAUGUACAUAAACCAUUAUCAACAUUACAUAAAACAUAUGAAUUCACACCGUUCAUAACUCCCCAUCUUUUUUUUAAAAGCCAGUUCACCAUCUCAAUUUCACCCAAGAGCAGGAGCUCGGCGUUGAGGGGGGUCUUGACGGUCUUGUUCGGGAAGGUCUCCUGCUCGACGUUGAAGUCGAGGGACCAAAAGACGUCUUGCGGGGUGGGGGGGGAGUCGGUGUUGCGGUUGCACCAGAGUGGGUGGACCUCGCCGAUUGUUUCGGUGAGGGAGGUGCCGAUUGUGUG